Molecule: messenger RNA, 4741 nt
Organism: Pectinophora gossypiella (pink bollworm)
Lineage: Eukaryota; Metazoa; Arthropoda; Insecta; Lepidoptera; Gelechiidae
Gene: Syx7
Product: syntaxin-7
Exons: 8
Coding region: 257-1054 (265 amino acids)
Biological process (GO): vesicle-mediated transport; vesicle fusion; intracellular protein transport
Cellular component (GO): endomembrane system; SNARE complex; synaptic vesicle
Molecular function (GO): SNARE binding; SNAP receptor activity
Source: RefSeq, a predicted model, not a curated record
UUUCAUCAUUUCAUUAAUCAUCAAGAAAAAAAAUACGUCAGACAUGGCUGUAUGGGCAUAGUUCCCUUUGCCUUACCCUUCGGGGAAAACCAAACCAAAAAAAAAAAAAAAAAUCGUAAUCGGUCGUGAUUUUACUGUUUGUUAAAAAAAGGGAUUGGCCGUAUCUUGCUUGUUGAUUGUUGGACGAGUUACUGGUAAAACACGCGCAGCGUCGUCGAGGUCUGAAUUAUAUUUAAAUUCAAACGCAUUAAACAAGAUGGAAGCUUCUUACCAGGGAGGUGUGUCCUACCAGGAAGGUGGCGAUAAUUUUCAGAGGUCUGCCCAGACUAUCGCCAGUAAUAUCAAGAAAAUAUCACAAAAUGUAUCAUCAAUGUCCAAAAUGGUUAACCAGCUCCAGACUCCACAGGACUCCCAGGAGCUCAGAAACCAGCUGCGACAGAUACAAAACUACACACAGAAUUUGGCAAAGGACACCUCAUCAAUACUCUUGAAUCUGAUGAAGAUGCCGGCUGAUCAACCGGCAAGCAAGAUCACGCGCGAGCGACUCAGCGAUGAGUUCAUGGCUACACUCAAUGCAUUCCAGGCCACGCAACGGCUAGCUGCUCAGAAAACUAAGGAAGAUGUAAGGAAAGUGAAAGCGCAGUCAGUCAAAAUUGGCGAUCCAUUUGCGAUGAGCAGUGGUGGCAACAAGGAGAAUCUGCUGGAAAUGGGCGACACGAACGAGCGAAAGCAGCAGGAGCAGGUCGUGAUGCAGUCGGAGCGGGAGCUGAUCGAAUUAGAGGAGCGCGAGAAUGACAUCCGUCAACUUGAAGAUGACAUUCGGGACGUGAACCAGAUAUUCAAGGACCUAGGGCAGAUCAUCCACGACCAGGGCACCGUGGUGGACUCCAUCGAGUCGAACGUCGAGUACGCCGCGCAGAAUGUCGAGAAUGGGACGCAGGAGUUGCGACAAGCCGCCACUUACAAGAACAAACUGAGAAAGAAGAAGGUGUAUCUAGCCAUCAUCCUCAUCAUAAUAAUAUCUAUAAUCCUUAUAAUUAUUUUUAACCACUAAACCAAUGAUAAAGCGGCCACGAUUGUAUGAUAACCGACCUUUCACAUUGGUUUGUUACGCUUUUCUAUUGAUGUAAAUAAAAUCAUAUCGAUAUUAUUUAAUAUGCAUAGCCUGCGUACUUUUUGUAUACAAGACCCUAUUGACAACGAUUUAGACGUGUUUAAAGUAAAUUUCUCAAUAAUGUGACCAUAAAACCACACUAAUAGAUUAACGAUUGCGUAAAAAUAAAGACGUCUACGAUUGCCAUGGCGCGGCGUAUUCUAAAGUCUGUUAAUGCUUAUAAUUUACAAUGCUAAGCGCUGCAAGCGGAAUUAUUAUUUUUAAUAGCUGUGCGUAUAUUUAUAUUACGUUAAACAUGUUACUUUGUAUGAUUUUUUUACUUUGUUUUCCUCAUACUAACAAAAAAAGUUAAUUUUGUGUUUUAUAUGUAUGUCAUUGCCAAAGUGCCUCUUGCCAAAAUCAUUAAUAUGCAUAAUUUCGUCAGCCAUAUUUUCAUUAUGAAAAUUAUUCCUUAUCAAACUAUCACCUUGCAAAAUUAAUAAGCAUUCUAUUAAAUAUUGUUUUGUUGAUGUCGGUGUAAAUAGCCGCGGCUCUUCUGCGCAUGGUACACCCAGUAAAUAUUUUCACUGAUUAUUCUACUUAUGCAACAUUUGGGAAAUGAAACAGAUGGCAAACAUUUUUAGGCGAAACGUUGGUUGACAAUCAAAAUAUUUUGGGAAUCGUUGUUUGGUUAAUUAAUAUUUGCGUAUAAUUGCCCGACGAAAAAGCGGAUUGCCGUAUCAUUACACAUUUCCGGUAAAUGUAAUCCCAUAGCACAUUUGUACACAAUAAUGACACUGUCAAGUUGUAGAGUGUACUCUUAUAAACAGUAUUACUUUCUAAAAGACAGCCUUUGAGCAUUCCGAUAAUGCAGAACAUUAUAUCUCACCACUAAUUGAACAUUCGGCUAUCCGUAUCAAUAUUAGGAAUCAGUAAUGGAAAACUUUGCAAUUAAUGACUUUUAAAUUAGUGCUAUUAUAUUAACGGGUAUUGAGCCAUGUCAGGGGCCAUUGGCGAGUGAGAAUUAGUUAUUCAUUUCCCUUAAGUGUAGUUUUCACAAACACAGAUUGCUCAACCAUUAUAGACGGCGAAACGGCUCACCACCUCUCAGAUCUAACGGAAUUCUCGAAAAACAAGGUUUAAUAUGUAGAUAUUAGAUAGAACAUUCUAUCUAAAUCGUUGUCAAUAUUUACUUAGAUUCGUACAUUUACUGAAAUGUAAGCUGUUUGUUAUUAAUACCACAGGCUGUUUUGUAGCUAUAUUAUUGUAUUGCAAAUGACAAAUAAGAGAAAAUAUCAUUUUAUUAACUAUAGUUUUUGCAUAAAGUGUUUCUAAUUGCAUGACUCACUUUCAUUAGCCGAUAAUCCGGUCGAUGUCUAUGCUGCGUGUGAAAUUUGCAAGUAUAAGCGAUUGGUUGAUUCCAAACUACUUAAUUAAUCAGUAUGCGAUUACGUGUUUUCAUACUAUUAUCGCAAAGCAAUAGACAAACAUUUAACUAUAACUAGGCUUGCGCACACGGGUUUAUAUUCGAUUCGAGUAAUAAAUUUGCAAAAUAUACUAAAUUAUAUUGUAACAACGUUACAAAUGUGCAUCAUAUCUCUCACAUUCCGAAUUACGUUUGUGUCGGCUAAUGAAAUUGCGUUUUAAUUCGUCUGAAAAACUUAUUUCUUAUUUAAAACAUAACCGGUCUAGCAGUUUUGUACAACAUGCAGUAAUAACGCAACACGCAAGGUUCUUCAGCACUACUGGCCUUGCGAAAAAAAUUACCUUCUUAUUUUGUCUAUUACAAUAGUAAAAUAAUAUGUAUUAGUUCGAUAACAGUUACGUGCUAGCUGAUUUUAUGUAGUCGCUAGUUUUUAACAUCGCUUGCUAGAACAAUCGUUCACCAAUUCCGAUAGAUAUUAUUUUUUUGCAGAUACUAGAUUAAUUAUAGUUUGUUCGAAAGUGAUUCUCGUUGAAAUAAUUGAUUUAUUUAUUUGAGAUAUGCGUCUUAAAUUUUGUAUUAAAAAUGAAUUAAGUGUUAACAAGUUCGAGGAGUGACCACACAUUUUUGAGCAAGGUACGAAAAUCGAUAUCUAAACCAUUUCCUGUGAGACUUAUAAAUUGUCUAAACUUCUUACUACUUAGUCUAAUGAUAUUCUCCUUGAAAGUCAGUAAGUUGCUGCUUGUAAAUAAUGGUUACUGAUCAAUAUGACAAGCACUGCUCGUUUUUUCAAUUAAUCAUUUUAAAAUGAGAUUAUGUCUUACCCAUGGUGCAACAAGAUGUUACUUUUCUCCAGUGACUAUGUAACAAGAUUUUAUUACUUUUAGUAUUAUUUUAGUAUACGUAGAAUGGUCAUAAAUGUCCAAAUGCCACGUACCUAAAUGUUAUUUUGUUAACGUAGCACGUUUAGUAGUUUGCACUAAUAAGAUACGUUUUCGUUGUAAGUUUAUAUAAUUUACUUUCCUGACAAUUAUUAAAAAUAUCUGCUCUGUCAUACACCUUACAGUCUCAAGUGUAGAGAGAAUAAAUAUAGAAUAGCAAUCAAAACGGGAAUAAUUUCGAAAAUAGUCAUUCCAAAUUAUCGAUGGGUCCCAUAUUGUCAACGGAGAGUGUUAGCAAGGUGCUAAUUGAUGAAUUUAUGUAGCUGGAUGUAUUUUAUUAAAGGAAAGGGUACCAUUGGUUGAUAUUUGUUUACUUUAAAAUUAACCUUUCGUCAUAUUCUUGAGGCACAAUAAAUUUAGUUUAUUUUUUAUUUUAUAGUGUAUUUGUAGAGUAAUAUGUAAGUAUACCUUGAUCCAAAAUUUAAUACUGUUCUAAAAGUUUGUGCCUCAUUUAGAUAAUAGGACAUGUUUAUUUCGUCGUUAGUCUAUCCCUGUCAUAUAGAUAUUUACAUCAAGUAUAAUCAUCAUAAAUUAAUAAUAGCAUUAUUAUGUUACAAUAGAUAUUAGGUAUCGUGUCUUGUAAGUACUUGUGUAUGUUCUGACUAGUUAGAUUAAUUAGUUCAAUCGUAGAAGUGUGAUAUUUUUCUCAUUUGUUCAACAAUAGAGCUAGGGAAAAUUAAAAAGUCGCAUUAGUUGUGAAACAGUUACAAAAACGAACCCUUCUCGUAUCAUCGUGAGACUUUGCAUUUUACGGUGCCAAGGGUGUACGUGUACGUACAGAACAUUCCACGGUGAAAAAAAUGAUAUCCAAAGUCCACUCCUCGGGCUGAAAGCCAGUAUUUAAGUGCAGUGAAAAGUAACAAAUUAUACAUCUAUCAGCUCGACGAUCGAACUAAUGAAUUGAAUUAGUGAGAACAAAGCUAAUUAUGUAUGUUGCGGCUAAAGUUGAGUAUAUUUUCGAGCAUAGCUUAUCAUUAAAUAUUUAGCCAGCUGAACUUAAGUGUAGCCUUAAGCAGUUGGCAAAAUUCUGUAAAUCAAAUUACAUGACAUUUAUUUUUUAAAUCAUGUGUUUAAGCAGUCUCAUCAACCGCUACUUUUAACCUUCAGCCACAUUUCUUUCAUAACCAGUUGCUGAAAAGCAAUGUGCCUUUAGCCGUAACAUAUAUUUUUUUAAUUUAAAAUGAAAUGUACUGAAGCAAAUAUUAUUUAUAAGAGUCAACGAUUUUAUACUAGGCACAUUUUGUUGAAAGCUGUAAUUAAAAUUAAAAUAUAUUAAAUCAGUAA